AUGGAUUCAAAAUUAAAAAUCGAAAUCGAUACAUUUAAUACAAGUUCAAGAAAUAACAAUAUUUCAAAUCAACCCAAAGUAAUUGUGCUAUCUGAUAUAUAUGAUGAGCCAAAAUCAGCAUUGAGUUCAUUUAUUCGAAUUUAUGAAGAUUUACAAAUUUUUAGCAGCUCUGAAAGUGUAUAUAAUAGUGACAAUAAUUUAAAUGAUUAUGUGUCUACAGAUAAUCUAAAAGAUAAUGAUAUACUUGAAAAUGAUUUAAAAAAUGACAAUAACUAUAAGCAUCAACCAACAUUUGUCCAAUUUGGUCGCAAUUUAAUCAUCAAUCAAGUCAAAUAUUACCUUGAGUUUCAAGAAUAUUCUAAAACUUCUGAAACUGGUAUCGCUAGUAUAUACAAUGUUUCUAGUUGGAAACUAGAUGAUGCUAAAAAUGCUUUUGGAAUUUCUAAUAUCCAAUAUGCUUAUAGCGAUCCUGAAACUAUUCGAUCAAUUCAGAAAUAUUCAUUUUUAGGUGUACCUGUUAAAAAAACUUACUGCUUAUGCCUUGGUGUAAAAGUAUGUGAAUUUGGCUCAGCAACUCUCGAUAUUAAACAUAAAUUAGUUAAUUUUGAAGAUCAACUUUAUAAAAACAUCUUUGAUACAAAUAAAUUUUUAGUUGAAACAUUUACUCUUAACACAUAUGGUCAAGUUUAUAAUACACCAUAUUCUUAUAUUGAUCUAAUUACUAAUAUUCACUACAGUGGAGUUUCUAUUCUUAGAAAAUAUAAACAAAUUGAUAAUAUAUUGACGAUUCAAAAGUUUAUU
Molecule: messenger RNA, 801 nt
Organism: Dentiscutata heterogama
Lineage: Eukaryota; Fungi; Glomeromycota; Glomeromycetes; Diversisporales; Gigasporaceae
Source: the annotation of a GenBank genome assembly